AUGAUGCGGCUCAACCUGGACCUACCCAAACAGCCCCGCAACCGAGAAGUCAGGGCUUGUCUACCUUGUCGAAACGGGAAGAUCAAGUGCGAUCAAGCGAAGCCGCGGUGUCAGAAAUGUGUUGCCAACAAUCGAACCUGUGUAUAUGUUUCAAAGAUCCAAGAACAUAUCAAAUCGCCUGAGGAUGUCCAAAAUAAGCCAUCAUUGGCUGCGACUAAGCCACUACUGCAGGCGGAUGGCUUGAAUCAUGUACUGUCCACAAAGUCGUCUAGUCGUGCAAGACUACCCAGCCAGACCACCUUGCCUGGUCAGGUCGGACUCCUCACCGCUGGCGAUGAUGCUCAAGUCCGCUAUUACGAGAGCUCUUCAUGGGUAGCGGCGCUGCGGGACCUUGAAGGUUCCCAAUCGUCACUCUCUCCUCCUACAAGCAAUGCAGAUAGCCCAGACUCUCUGUAUUCUCUCGGUGCCAUUUCGCAAACUACUUCGGAGAUUCCGGUGGGAGAGAUCUAUGAGUUCGUCAAUCUACCAGAAGUAAAUCGACUGAUUUGCUGGUAUUCAGAGUUCGUACAGUUUUGGCAUCCCGUUGCGGACGGCCCAAGCGUCGUAGCUGCGUUACGGUGUAUACGCUCCCGAAAACCCUGCCCAGCUGGUUCCUCGGCUCUACUGGCAGCCAUAUGUUAUUCAGCCUCCUCUUCUCUGCAUACUUCAACCGAGGUAGAGUCUUCAAGUUUCGAACCUUCAGCGUGGAAAGAACUCGCACAGCAGUUACUAUCUACUUCUCAAUAUCCUCAACGACCGAAUCUCAACACCAUACGUGCCGCAUUUCUACUGGCCGCGCCUAGCAUGGCUGAGUGGCAUAUUGACCCAGACCCAGCUCCUAUCUCCGUACUGGUCCGAGCUGCUCAAUCCCUAGGCUUACAUCGCGAUCCGGUAUCUUUUCAUUCCUCUCCUCGGGAAGCCGAAUCACGCCGUAUCCUGUGGUGGUGCAUCCAAAACUUGGAUGUCGGAUAUUCUUUUGCUCAUGCUUUACCACCUCUGAUCCACUCAACGAGUUCGGACGUGAAAGUUAUCUCGGGAAACAGAAAGCUUGAAACAAAGCUCUUAGAGACGCAAAUCCGUUCGAAUCUGCUUUUCACCAGGAUAGCAGAGGAAAUGUACAGUGUGCACAAACCAACGCAAGAUUCAUUUCAAAGGUUAAAAGAAGAGGUCAACAAUGUCUACAAUUACACCAUGAACGAGAUAAGCCAGUCAGAGGCAAACAACCAAAGUGAUCUCGAACGUUUCAUCAUGCUGUGCCAACGACUCCACUGCUAUAAGUUGGUCUUCAUCUUGCAUCAGCCUUACCUCCGAUCAACUAGUUGGCCUCAAGACUCCAGGCGGCUGGUCCUAAAUGCCAGCACGUCUUAUAUCAAGGAGUUCUUGGCCGGUUUGGACGAUCCGUCUUUCGCACCGUACCAAUGGUUGCUGAAUCACUAUAACGCCUAUCAUGCAUGUGCGAUAGUCCUACAAGAUCUCAUUCAGUUCCCGUACAGCAACGAAUCGGCCGAGCUUCUAUCAGUUGUAGACCCAACCAUCCACAGGUUCUCACAGCAGCAGAUCCUUUUCCGCCCUUGUCCACCAUGCAAAAAGCUCUGUCUCCUGCUUACGAAAGCAUGCGAGUCAAAUCAGUGGACCACUGUUGCGCAGAACAUUGACUCGAGGAUUUUUGACGCUGUGAUCGAAGAUUGGGAUCCGAUAUUCUCGUAUGGCGCAUGGGAUGACAGAUAUCCAGCGGAGUUACCAGGCUCCGGUCAGCCGUUUAGCACCGUCGCCUGA
This is a messenger RNA of Exophiala aquamarina CBS 119918, 1815 nucleotides long. RefSeq lists its product as uncharacterized. Gene Ontology annotation, molecular function: DNA-binding transcription factor activity, RNA polymerase II-specific; zinc ion binding; DNA binding. The record is from RefSeq and is a predicted model, not a curated record. Gene Ontology annotation, biological process: regulation of DNA-templated transcription; DNA-templated transcription. NCBI's taxonomy places the organism in Eukaryota, Fungi, Ascomycota, Eurotiomycetes, Chaetothyriales, Herpotrichiellaceae. The transcript has a single exon. Bases 1 to 1815 code for a protein of 604 amino acids.